Fukomys damarensis (Damara mole-rat) is the source of this 6844-nucleotide messenger RNA. It is a transcript of the gene Jakmip2, whose product is annotated as janus kinase and microtubule interacting protein 2. The record is from RefSeq and is a predicted model, not a curated record. Bases 486 to 2948 code for a protein of 820 amino acids. Gene Ontology annotation, molecular function: kinase binding; microtubule binding. Lineage: Eukaryota; Metazoa; Chordata; Mammalia; Rodentia; Bathyergidae. The transcript is spliced from 22 exons.
GGGGUGGGGGAGGGAGAGGAGGAGCCAGAGGAGGUGUCUGCUGCAAGUUCCUGGCUGCUUCUGAGCUCACCCCAUCCUCCAAGAGGGAGGAGGCCUUAGUGGUGAUGCUGCCCGCCUUGCUCCAGCCACUGCUGCCGCUUCCACUGCUGAUUCUCUAGAGGGGCUGGAAGGGUGGUUCCACUUCGCACCAUCGCCAACCAGACACCCGAGGAAAAAAAAAAAAAAUCCCAGCGCUCACUGCUGAUGUUGGGUUCGGAGGCUGCAUCCGACUCGGUCACAAGGAAAAUGGAUUCAGUCUACAUCUCUCCCUCUUUUCAGCAGCUCCUCCGGGUCUCAGCAUGGGCUUCCAGGACAGCUGAGGAGACCUUACCACAGAGCACCACGCAGUAGAUGCUGAAACAUCGCGCUCCAGGAUAAGAACCAGUAACAUGGCAGCACCUAUUUGAAAGGAUUAGAAACCAACAGACUUCAUUUAGAAAGAAACGAUGUCCAAGAAAGGGCGAAGUAAGGGCGAGAAGCCCGAGACACUCAUUGUUGCCCUUCAAGCUGCCAACGAAGACCUCAGGACCAAGCUCACAGACAUUCAGAUAGAGCUGCACCAGGAGAAGUCCAAGGUAUCCAAGCUUGAAAGAGAGAAGACUCAAGAAGCAAAGAGAAUUCGUGAGCUGGAACAGCGCAAGCACACGGUCCUGGUGACAGAGCUCAAAGCCAAGCUGCAUGAGGAGAAGAUGAAGGAGCUACAGGCCGUGAGGGAGAAUCUCAUCAAGCAACAUGAGCAAGAAAUGUCAAGGACAGUGAAGGUGAGGGACGGAGAGAUCCAGAGGCUCAAGUCUGCUCUCUGUGCUCUCCGGGAUGGCAGCAGUGACAAAGUAAGGACAGCGCUCACCAUCGAGGCCCGGGAGGAGGCCCGGAAACUGUUUGAUGCAGAGCGUCUUAAGCUCUUACAGGAAAUUACGGACCUGAAAAUGGCCAAGAAGCAAGUGGAUGAGGCGCUGAGCAAUAUGAUCCAGGCGGAUAAAAUCAAGGCUGGGGACCUUAGGAGUGAGCACCAGUCCCACCAAGAGGCCAUCUCGAAGAUCAAGUGGGAGUCUGAGCGGGACAUUCGGAGGCUGAUGGAUGAAAUCAAAGCCAAGGACAGGAUCAUUUUUUCCCUGGAGAAGGAGCUGGAGACCCAGACAGGCUAUGUACAGAAGCUCCAACUGCAGAAAGAGGCUCUGGACGAACAGCUCUUCCUGGUGAAGGAGGCUGAGUGUAAUAUGAGCAGUCCAAAGCGAGAGAUCCCAGGAAGGGCAGGAGAUGGCUCCGAACACUGCAGCAGUCCGGAUUUGCGAAGAAAUCAAAAAAGAAUAGCUGAAUUGAAUGCCACUAUAAGAAAAUUAGAGGACAGGAAUACCCUGCUUGGAGAUGAACGAAAUGAAUUGUUAAAACGUGUACGAGAAACUGAAAAACAAUGUAAACCUCUCCUGGAAAGGAACAAGUGCCUCGCCAAGAGAAAUGAUGAACUAAUGGUGUCUUUACAGCGCAUGGAAGAGAAACUAAAAGCCGUUACUAAGGAAAAUUCAGAAAUGAGAGAAAAAAUAACAUCACACCCACCUUUGAAAAAAUUGAAAUCUCUGAAUGACCUCGACCAAGCUAAUGAAGAACAAGAGACUGAGUUUCUAAAACUUCAGGUCAUUGAGCAACAGAACAUUAUUGAUGAGCUCACAAGGGACCGAGAAAAGCUCAUCCGCAGGAGAAAGCAUAGAAGAAGUUCCAAGCCAAUUAAGAGGCCUGUUUUGGACCCAUUCAUUGGCUAUGAUGAAGACUCCAUGGAUUCAGAGACAUCAUCCAUGGCCUCAUUUAGAACAGACCGGACACCAGCAACUCCUGAUGAUGACUUGGAUGAGAGUUUAGCAGCUGAAGAAUCUGAGCUACGAUUUAGACAAUUAACGAAAGAAUACCAGGCCCUCCAAAGAGCAUACGCCCUCCUGCAAGAGCAGACUGGAGGCAUCAUUGACGCUGAACGAGAAGCCAAGGCUCAAGAACAGCUGCAAGCAGAGGUGCUAAGGUAUAAAGCCAAGAUCGAAGACCUGGAAGCAACACUGGCUCAGAAGGGGCAGGAUUCACACUGGGUAGAAGAUAAACAACUUUUCAUUAAGAGAAACCAGGAGCUUUUAGAAAAGAUAGAAAAACAGGAGGCAGAAAAUCACCGGCUACAACAGGAACUGCAGGAUGCCAGAGACCAGAAUGAGCUGCUGGAGUUUCGAAACCUAGAGCUAGAAGAGAGAGAGAGGCGGUCCCCUCCAUUUAAUCUACAGAUUCAUCCAUUCUCAGAUGGUGUUAGUGCUCUACAGAUCUACUGUAUGAAAGAAGGUGUCAAGGAUGUGAAUAUCCCGGAUCUCAUAAAGCAGCUAGAUAUCUUGGGCGAUAACGGGAAUUUAAGAAAUGAAGAACAAGUGGCCAUUAUUCAGGCCAGCACUGUGCUGUCCCUAGCAGAGAAGUGGAUCCAGCAGAUUGAAGGAGCAGAGGCUGCCCUUCAUCAGAAAAUGAUGGAAUUGGAAAGUGACAUGGAACAAUUCUGCAAAAUAAAAGGAUAUCUAGAAGAAGAAUUAGACUACAGGAAACAAGCUCUUGACCAAGCAUAUAUGAGAAUCCAGGAACUAGAAGCUACUUUGUACAAUGCUCUGCAGCAAGAAACUGUUAUCAAGUUUGGUGAAUUAUUAAGUGAAAAACAGCAAGAGGAGCUGAGGACGGCAGUAGAAAAGUUACGGCGACAAAUGCUGAGGAAGAGCAGAGAGUAUGACUGUCAGAUUCUCCAGGAGAGAAUGGAGCUCUUACAGCAAGCCCACCAGAGAAUCCGUGAUUUGGAAGAUAAAACAGAUAUCCAGAAAAGACAGAUAAAGGACUUAGAAGAAAAGUUUCUGUUUCUAUUCUUGUUCUUCUCUCUUGCCUUUAUUCUAUGGCCUUGAUGUCAAGGUGCCUCUUAAAGAAUAAAAGAAAUAUGGAUCAGACUCCAAAAAGGCAAAUGCUUCUGAACCUUCAAAGAUGGCAAAAUUGUUUACACCAGUGCAAGGGAGAUCAAAAGCUACGAACUACCCUGUAGCCAGGACUACAACUGGGUACUUUAAAGCCAUUAUUCAAGGUUUCUUACUUGACAGUUCCUACAUGACCGGUGACAGUUCCUACAGUAUAUGCUGCAUUUAAUGAAAUGUGUAUAUUCAAACCAGAAGAGAACUAUAAACAUAUAUUGUGUAAAGAAAAAAAGUGAGCAAUGGAACCAGUUUUAGCAGAUCAAGUAAAGAUGUGUCUUGGGCAUGGAACCAAAGUUACAAUGAAACAUUCAACCCCUGCCGUGCAGGGGGUCAUUUUAAUGUAACACCAUACUCCAUGGAAACACUAGUCUUGAAAAUAAACAUCACUUAAAAAAAUCAAAGCAAAACAAAAAACAAAUGUGGGUGGGAAAUGAAGCACGAGGAAUACCUAUGAAGAGAUAUUUACAAUAAAAUGUUUCAUUUGAAAAGUCUGGUUUCUUACUACAGGGAUUUGCUUUUCAGUCUUUAGGAUUGUUUUAAACUCAGGAACACAGACACCUGCAAUGUGAACAGAAGAAAGUCACUCUGUUUUGCUUUUCUACGAAAGAUGGAGCUGGUGGAAUGCAUCCCACAGACAGACAAGUGGAUCAGUGAACCUAACUGAACUGGCAACCAAGUCAAAGGACUCUAGUGACUGUAACAUGAGACAUAAAUGCAGAGUUGAUGCUAUUCUGUUCUCUCACAUCUGCAUUCCUCUGCCAACAAUGGACUAAUCUCAUUCAUAUUGAAAAUUAAGACGAUACUUUACAUCAUAAGCUCCCUGACUUAGUUCUGUUUAGAACACCAACAUCUAUAGGGAAUGUGGGCCAGAGAGCACCUCUGAACCUUCAAUUUUCAGAAUAGUUGUUUUCAAUUUUAAAUUGCCUGCAAAUGAACAUCCUACAUAAUUUGGGUUAAAACAUCAUAGAGGUGAUGAGUAAAUUUCUACCAACAUUUGGGCUUGCCACAGAAAUGUGAAUAUUAAAAUAUCUUGCUACACCUAGAGCAGUCUGACCUCUUGUCAUUUACAGUGAUAACAUUUUUCCCAGACAGCUGAAAGCAAAUAGCUCUACUUUUUUAUAUAGAGGUAACACAAUCUGCUAAGGUUGUUUUCUACCAGAGACUAUUAAAGACUGGUACUUUUCCUAUAUUAUUAUAUUAUAUAUUGCUGAGUCUUAGAUUCAGCUCUAAGAGCAAAUAUGUGUUCCUGAAAAGCUAAUUUUACACCUCAUUUACUGUAGAUAACAAGACAACCUCAAUUUUUCAAAUUUUCAAGAUUUUACUAAUGGGGCUAGAAUCCUUGCAUAGGGAAUGUGUGUAGGGAGCCAGAAACUCUUUCUAUGAAAUGUUACACAAAUCUUUCCAUAUGUGAGUUCAGUAUCUUAUGCUUUGUUUUAACACUGGCAUUUUCAAAGCCAGGACAAUACCUGAAGAAUCUACAAGAAAAACUGGAACACUAAGGUCCCACUUUUGUCCUUGUAUUUACUGCUGACCCAGGUAUCUUUGGCCCAGUCACUUAACCUCUCUGUGCCUCAGUUUCCUCAUCUGCAAAAUGGGGUUCAAAUGCUUUUUCAUAGUUUUAUUUGCAAUUCUAGAACAAGAGGUGCUUAAAGUAGCACAAAGUGCUUUGUAAUUAUUAUAACUGCUGUAUUAUUUGACUUUCUUGUGUGGCUGAGAAAAAGAUUCCCCCAUGUAAUAAAAUAGAGCUCUAGUUUGGUUAAAUGUAAACAUUGCAGCACUGAAGCUUUACCAUCAAGCUACGUGGGACAUUAUUAGCAAUAAAGAUUAAGAGAUCAAAAGCAAGAUCUCUAAUAAUCUAUAGCAAAUAGAUCAUCUCAUGUUACUGAACACAACAGAAGAGUGUCAUUUCAAUGACAAAAAUACCCCAGCUUUCUGGAUCACAUCAUUCUCCUUCCUGAUUGACAUGUAUGCCAACAAACAGAACACCACUUUGAUCAUAAGAGAGCCAACCAUGAAAUGAAGGCUUGGAGAGAGUUGACAGUAGCACAUAAUCUACCUGUUUAUCUCUUUCUUUUUGGGAAAAGGCUGAGUACAAGGAACGUACAAAACUCUGCUGCUGGAUUCUGUGUUCAACGAGGUAGGUUCCAGAUUCAAUAUGAACACUGGUUCAUUGUGCAGGAAAUAUGAAACAGGGUAACUUCUACGACGUCUGUUAUUCAACCCCAGCAAACUUCAGUCAAAAUAUGGAAAAGGGUAAAUUCCCAUACCAGUCUCAGACUUCACUCUUCAGUUUUUCUUCUCUUACCAUUCCACAGCCCAUCUGAGAAAAUUCAUACUCCAUCUGCUCCACCUAACAUAUCUUCAUUCUCUUCACUGCCUUUCCCCAUCAAGAAAUUUGCAGUUUAAAAUUCAUAUCCAAGAGCUGUUUUGUGAUAAUAAAUAUUUGCAAAAAUAAGGUGGCUUGAUUACAUGCUUUAUAUGCUUAUCUGCUAAUAAUUGGAUAGUAUCAUAUACCAGGACAUAUGACACAUCACCUAGCAUGAUCCUCUAAGUAAUGUUGAUGAGUCCAGGCCAAGGGCAAAAGGAGGGAUUAUCUCCUUUUGAAUAAGAUCCAGGAGAAGAAGUUCCUCUAGAUUUUAAACUAAAUGGUAACAUUACCAAAUCUUACUAAUGAUCCUCGAAGUUAACACUUAAUAAGUUGAUAGACAAAUCUAUUAUUCAUUUCCACAACUAUAAAAGCAUCAGGUAAACUGUAGAUGUAUGUUCUAGGUUUUCAUGAAUCCAUGGAAAUGGUCCAUAUCUAGCUGAAAACUUCCUUUGCAUAUAAUGAGAACAAUAUCUUGUUAAAAUGGAGAGGCCUACUAUGGGUCCACUUCUUAGGGAAAAAAAAAACAAAAACAGAAUUCUCACUCUGUUCCUUAAUUUAUGCAUCUGUUUGGUCAGUAAGUUAGUAGGAAUCAAAGCAAUCAAGAAUCAUUUAUAUAAUUGUUCUCAGCAAAGUAUUCAUUCAUCCCUUGGAAAAUAGCUUAAUGGACUAGUUAAAAUAGUUUGAAAUCAGUGAAAGUCCCAAUUUAUCACAGUUACUCUGGACUGAAAACUUUCCACGAAAGGAAGGAAAUGGAAAGCUUUAUUUGACUACUAUAAUAGAAAGCAAUAGCAAAAUGUUGUAUUUUUAAAAAUACCAUCUAACUUUCAUUUCAGGAGACAGAAUAUGAUGAAAAAAUCAUAUCUCUUUUAACUUAUGUCAAAGAAGUUAAAUGCCCCUAUUAAGAUUUGAGGAGAAGGAAAAUAAAUUUGGCUCAAAUUUUUCUUCAAUCCACAAGUAACUAUUCAUGCAAGUAGGAUGUUUCUUCCCAACUCAAGAAUAGAGUAUAGAAAAGGCAAAAGUAGACAGGGAACAUUGGUUUUCCAUCUGGAACAGAAGAGAAAAAGUUUGCCAAAUAAUUUUGCAACUUUUUAAUUUCAAAAUAUUUAUUGAUGGUUUUGAAAAUAAAUCUCUGGCAAACUUGUUCUUUUCUGCCUAUUAUAAACUCUUUUUCUGUAAACUCAUUGAGUAAUUUGUAUGUUCAUGUCUUCUGUACAAUUUGUAAGUCUGUUACUUUAAAGUGAUGCAUGUCUUUUCAACCUGCCUGGUUUUUCCUAGAAAUUGUAAAAGGAGAAUAUUAUUACUUGUGUAUUAAUGCUUAAAUAACUGGGUAAUCUGUGUUAUAUUAUAUCAAAGAAGAUGAACAGAAUAGACAUUUUAUUUUUAAAAUGCUUAAUUGCAUUGUUUUGCUCUGUCAAAGAGUAGCACAGAAUACACACACACACACACACACACACACACAAAUAAA